Molecule: messenger RNA, 3386 nt
Organism: Ceratosolen solmsi marchali
Lineage: Eukaryota; Metazoa; Arthropoda; Insecta; Hymenoptera; Agaonidae
Gene: Vha100-2
Product: V-type ATPase subunit a family protein Vha100-2
Exons: 14
Coding region: 584-3133 (849 amino acids)
Biological process (GO): proton transmembrane transport; vacuolar acidification
Cellular component (GO): vacuolar proton-transporting V-type ATPase complex; plasma membrane; vacuolar proton-transporting V-type ATPase, V0 domain
Molecular function (GO): proton-transporting ATPase activity, rotational mechanism; ATPase binding
Source: RefSeq, a predicted model, not a curated record
GCCACCAUAUAGAAUGCCGAUAACGUAAUCGUCCAUUUUAGCGUUUCAUCUUUAUGUAUCUUCGUUAAAAUAGCGAGCGGGCCACUUAUGAUGUACGUAACGAUGCUAACAACGUCGAGCCAUCGAAAUCCGGAAGCGCAUUAUUCCCGCGUUUUAAGGAUUUAUAAUUUCAAACGGAAUACGCACGCGAGACAAUCGGACAGAGCCGCGAACACAUAAUCGAAGCUCGUACGCCGAGCGAAAAUGUGUCUUCCCGGCAAACGAAAGGAAUAAUGAGCGAUAAAACUCACAUGCUUGCGCAAGAGAGGGGCAUCUCUUAUCUCCGGCAAGAGCAGGACAGCAAACGAGCUAAUAACGCCUCGUUCCUUACUAGAGAGCCGAUCUUCCUCUAUUCCCUAAGCCGAGCAGGUGUGCGGUCAAACGUCGUUUCGUUCGCGCGUUCAGUUGGAAUUUCUAGCUUGAGCCGUUAGGCACCGGGACAAGAGUAACGCGAGCUUUUACCUCAGCUUCCCGACGAUACUUACCCAACCCUUCAUCUUAUAACAGUAGCUCAAAGGGAUCCUGAUAUCAUCAUCCUUUUAAGAUGGGAGCUUUGUUCAGGAGCGAGGAGAUGGCCCUGUGCCAGCUUUUCAUUCAGCCGGAGGCUGCUUAUCUCUCAGUAUCGGAACUCGGCGAGACUGGCACCGUUCAAUUUCGCGACCUGAACGGCGACGUAAACUAUUUCCAACGUAAAUUCGUGAAUGAAGUACGGCGAUGUGAUGAGAUGGAGCGAAAACUGCGCUACAUUGAAGCGGAGGUGAAGAAAGAUGGGGUGCCCAUUGAGGACAAUCUUACAGAGUUGCCGCGUGCACCCAAUCCACGAGAGAUCAUUGACCUCGAGGCUCGAAUAGAGAAAACGGAGAACGACAUACUCGAAUUGAGCCAGAAUGCCGUGAACUUGAAAAGCAACUACCUCGAGCUCAUGGAGCUGCGUCACGUGCUGGAGAAGACCCAGGUCUUUUUUACGGAGAAUCAAGGUUCGCUUCUUCUUCUGUACCAACAGGAAGAGGCUAACGACUCCAUUACUCGUGCCCUUAUCAAUGAGGAGACCCAGAUCCAGAACGCUACCGGACGCGGCCGCCUCGAAUUCGUAGCGGGUGUGAUAAACCGCGAGCGGAUGCCGGCUUUCGAGCGAAUGCUUUGGAGAAUAUCCCGAGGCAAUGUCUUUCUGCGUCAGGCGAGUCUGGAAAAGCCCCUGGAGGAUCCCAGCACGGGCAACGAAAUUUACAAAACCGCUUUUGUAGCCUUUUUUCAAGGCGAGCAACUGAAAAGCCGCAUUAAAAAGGUCUGCAGCGGUUUUCACGCAUCCCUUUAUCCCUGCCCAAGUAGCCAUGGAGAGCGAAUGGAUAUGGUUAAAGGAGUUCGUACACGGCUAGAAGAUUUAAAUUUAGUAUUGAAUCAAACGCACGAUCAUCGUCAACGCGUUCUUCACAAUGUUGCCAAAGAAUUGCCAAACUGGACAAUUAUGGUGCGUAAGAUGAAGGCGAUUUAUCAUACAAUGAAUCUUUUUAACAUGGACGUAUCGAAGAAGUGUCUUAUUGGAGAGUGUUGGGUGCCAAUGGCCGAUCUAACCAUUGUGCAAAAUUGUUUGAGCGAAGGAUCGCGGCUCUGUGGCAAUUCCAUUCCUUCGUUUCUCAACGUAAUUCAUACGGAUGAGGAUCCGCCUACAUUUAACAGAACAAAUCGAUUUACACGAGGUUUUCAAAAUUUAAUAGAUGCUUAUGGUGUCGCAUCUUAUCGCGAAGCAAAUCCCGCACUUUACACCAUCGUCACAUUUCCAUUUCUCUUCAGUAUAAUGUUCGGUGAUGCUGGCCACGGACUCAUAAUGUUUUUAUUCGGAGCUUAUAUGGUUGGCUGGGAAAAGAAAUUAUUGGCCAAAAGAUCGACCAACGAAAUUUGGAAUAUAUUUUUCGGUGGUCGGUACAUCAUCCUUCUUAUGGGCUUGUUCUCUAUAUACACAGGUAUCAUCUAUAACGAUGUGUUCUCUAAAUCCGUUAAUGUAUUCCGAUCCAAUUGGUACGUCAACGAUAAUUACACCCUCGAUAUCAUUCAAAAAUCCAAGAUGAUAACGCUAGAUCCAAAGGAUUCUUACGUACAAUAUCCCUAUCCCGUUGGCAUGGAUCCAGUGUGGAUGUUGGCAGAGAACAAGAUUAUAUUUUUAAAUUCAUAUAAGAUGAAACUUUCGAUAAUAUUUGGCGUUGUUCACAUGAUUUUUGGCGUUUGCAUGAGCGUCGUCAAUAUUGUGCAUUUCAAGAAAUACGCCAGUUUCUUCCUAGAGUUCCUACCACAACUUAUAUUCUUGCUACUACUUUUUGCAUACUUGGUGUCUCUUAUGUUUAUCAAGUGGGUUAUAUAUAGUGCAUCGAAUAAAGGGAGAUAUUCGGAAAGCUGCGCCCCAUCAAUUCUAAUAACAUUUAUCAAUAUGAUGCUCUUUGGGAGCUCCAAGGUUCCACCCGGCUGUGAUGAAUUUAUGUUUACCGGGCAAGCUGUGCUUCAGAAAGUUUGCGUUUUCUCCGCUCUCGCCUGCAUACCAUUAUUACUUUUUGGAAAGCCACUUUUCGUAUUGUGCACGAAAAAGAACGCCAAGGGUAAAGUUUAUACGAAUGGCUCAGCCUCCCAUCAAGACAUCGAGCUUCAAACGAGCAAUGGUUCGGCAAGCCCGAGCAACGCUACUGCCACCGUUCACGAGGAUCAUGACUCCUUCGGCGAGAUAAUGAUUCAUCAGGCGAUCCACACGAUCGAGUAUAUUCUCUCGACGAUAUCGCACACGGCCUCGUAUCUAAGAUUGUGGGCCUUGUCGCUCGCGCAUGCUCAGCUUUCCGAGGUAUUAUGGAACAUGGUGCUCCACUUUGGCCUGGGAGCCGAGGGAGACGACUGGACCAAAUCCCUGUUCCUUUUCGUGGCAUUUGGAGCCUGGGCAUUUUUCACCCUAGCGAUUCUAGUUAUGAUGGAGGGUCUGUCUGCCUUCCUUCACACGCUGCGUCUUCAUUGGGUCGAAUUUAUGAGCAAAUUUUACGAAGGACAAGGCUACGCGUUUCAACCAUUCUGUUUCAAGACAAUUCUUGAUGCGGAAGACUCAUCGGAACAGGACUAAGAUCGAAGAGGAAGUGAAAUGAAGUCCGGAAAACUCGUUAAUUGAAAUCGCUAGUGAGAACGAGCAGGUUUCGAGGGCCAAUUUUUUCUCUCGAAUAGUCGCUAAAGAUUUUCGUGCAUUCGACAGACGUAGACACGACGUGUGCUUGCUUACUCAAAGAGACUGAUAUCUUCCGGAUUCUGUACGUCAAUUUCCGAUUGCUCUUGUAUAUGAAAUAUUUUUUUAUAAUUACUUUCCUUUCGAUAAUUUUUCA